Molecule: messenger RNA, 1228 nt
Organism: Linepithema humile (Argentine ant)
Lineage: Eukaryota; Metazoa; Arthropoda; Insecta; Hymenoptera; Formicidae
Product: translation initiation factor eIF2 assembly protein-like
Cellular component (GO): cytoplasm
Source: RefSeq, a predicted model, not a curated record
UUUCUUUACUCAAUGACAGUUAGACAUAGUUUGCUUCAAUAUACUUGAAUAUACUUCUAACUCUUUCAUACUGCUGCAUUGAGAAUAUUAAAAGCAUUUAUGCCAUUAUGAUAAAUUUUUAGAAAACAAGAUUUUAAAUAAACUUAAAAAAAAAACAAAAAUUUUUAAAUUUUGAAAAGAUGGUGAGUGAUUUGAAACCGGAGUGCUCUUUCUCCUCCUGGUAUCCAACGUUUAAGAAAAAUUCUCUGAAGGCUACAAUCAUUCACAUUCCCGACGAUAUUUUAAAAUAUCUGGAGCACGAUGCAUUUGUGUUACCUCUCGAAGCGACGAAAUCGCUACCGGAGAAUUCUGAGUGGAUUGAUGGUUCGCCGGUGACCGGUGAGGAAGAGGAAGCUGAUUAUCAACCAACAUUCCCUGAAUUCAGUCAAAAAAUACAGAAUGUGCUAGACGAAUAUGAUGCAAUAUUUAUUAAAACCAACUGGAGUUCACCUAUGGAUGCGAUGUGGGUUGCACCAACAAAGACUCUCAAAUGUAAGACUUUAGAAGAAGUCUAUUUGUUGCUAAAGAGUUCCGACAGAAUUGCUAAAGAUUUAAGUACCGCAAGAUCUAUGAGAGAUAGUGAGAAUUCUUUGCCAUUCUGCCUAGUGUUGAAACGAUGGUGGGAUAUUAAUCCUUGUACAGAAUUUCGCUGCUUUGUCGUGGACAACGAACUCAUUGCUAUAAGUCAGAGAGAUAUAUCGCAGUACCACAGUUCUAACGAGUCAGAAAAAUAUAGUAUACAGACAGACAUCAAGAGCUUGUUUUUGGAACGCAUCAAAGGCAGAUUUCCACUGCGUAACUAUUCCUUCGAUGUCAUACGACAUGAAAAAGAUAAGGUGAAGAUAAUAGAUUUUGGUCCAAUGAAUGAAUCGGCUACAAAAGGAACGCUCUUUACAUACGAGGAAUUACAAAAUCAUAUUAAUGACACGCCGGAAUUUCGAUUUAUUGGAGAGGAAAUAGGUAUUCAACCAAAGUCUCCUACGCGAGCGCACUUCUGCGUUCCGCAAGAGAUCAGCGAGUUUUUCCAAUCGCGCGAUAACGCCACAAUAUCCAGACGUUAUUUGGACAUUAUCCAGAGGGAGGUGGAGAAUCAACGAAAAGAGCAAGAGAAAGAAAACAAUGACGAAUAAAUAUUCAGAAAGUUCUUGAUGUAUAUACAACGAUAAUAAAUAUUUUUCUUACAUAUAAA